GAGGCGCCUCCUCCAGAAGCCCUGCAGCAGGUUGUCCUGACAUGCUUGUUGUCUUCGACGUACUUGUUGCCCAAGUUGAAGGCAACGUCAGGUCCUUCCGCGCGAGCUCAGGUCCUUCCGCGCGAGCUCAGGUCCCCCGGGCCCGGGAGUGCCAGGCGGACCUCCGGAAGGUCGGGAAACGGGGCCGCAGAGACGCGGCGCGGGAAGCGAGAGGGCGAGUGGACGGGGAACACAAGCCAGGGUGUGGAGGGGGCCGGGCGCGCUAGGGUCCUAUAAGCGGCGGCAGCUCGUCCCUUCUUUGCAUAUUCAUGAAGCGGAGAGGCGAUGGACACCUGAGAAAGCUUUGGGAGGUCAUGAAUUAUUCAUGAAGCACUUCGCCCCACCCAAGAAGAUCUCGUUGAUUAUUCAUGAGCCCGGGAGGCGGGUUUGAGCCGGAAAAGGCCGUUGAAUGCGGCUCUGAGGAAGAAGUCCGCUAGCUGAGAUUAUAUUUCUUAAAAGAAUCCUGAUACAUUAUUAUAAUGGCCACUGCUCAGCUCUCUCACUCCAUCAGAAUUCACAAGGCAUCUAAGGAAACAAUUUUCCCAUCCCAAAUUACUAAUGAGCAUGAGUCAUUGAUAAUGGUGAAGAAACUUUUUGCCACUUCUAUCUCAUGUAUAACGUAUUUAAGGGGUCUGUUUCCAGAGAGCUCUUAUGGAGAACGCCAUUUGGAUGACCUCAGUUUAAAAAUCCUCCGAGAAGAUAAAAAAUGUCCUGGGUCACUGCAUAUUAUCAAAUGGAUUCAAGGUUGUUUUGAUGCUUUGGAAAAGAGAUACCUACAUGUGGCAGUACUUACACUUUAUGCAAAUCCCAAGGAACCUGAGAAAGUGACUGAGAUAUACCAGUUCAAAUUCAAAUAUACAAAUGAAGGAGCCACUAUGGAUUUUGACAGCAGUAAUACAAGCUUUGAAAGUGGGACAAAGAGUGAAGAUAUUAAGAAAGCCAGUACUCUGCUGAUCCGUAAAUUGUAUAUGCUAAUGCAGAACCUUGGUCCCCUUCCUAAUGAUGUUAUACUUACUAUGAAACUCCACUACUAUAAUGCAGUGACCCCACAUGAUUACCAGCCCCCUGGUUUUAAAGAAGGGGUAAACUCACACUUACUGCUGUUUGAGGGGGAGCCUAUAAACCUGCAAGUGGGAAUGGUGUCAACUGGCUUUCAUAGCAUGAAAGUAAAAGUCACAACUGAGGCUACCAGAGUGUCCGAUUUGGAGAACAAUCUCUUUCAGGAGGAUAGCACUACCGAGAUUGCCCAUCAGGGUCUAGACUGCGAUGAGGAAGAAGAGGAAUGCAACAAUCACAUUGAAAGAACGAAUGUUGUAUACAGUCAGCAAAGUUCUGAGAGCUCCAGGAAGAAAAGGAAGGUCAGCGAACCAGCUAAAGUCUUCAUCUCUGACAGAAAAUGAAAGUUAGAUGCCUUUGCUACAUUCAUUCCAAAAUAACUUUGUUUUGCAUCAAACUGCAUGAUGUGUCUUAGUAGGAAAGCAGGUUCCUAUCCCAAAACCUUUUACUGAAUUUGUUGCUCAACUUAUUUUGUCAGUUUACUAAGUGGUAAAUUACUGGCUAGUACACGUGUUCACUUUGCCACAAGGUAACAUGGUCAUCAGUGCUGCCUUGGGAUAACAUUACCUCAAGACUGAUUUAGAGAUGAGACACCCUUCGUAUUUAUAAAUGAACCCCGGCAGCUAUUUUGAAAAGAAAUAAGCUGUUCUCAAAGGAAAGAAGGUUUUCUUUGCAUAAUUAAACUCCUCAGGUAUUUAGACUACUGUGAAAUGUUUUAACUUGCUGUAACCUGUGUAUCAGAAUCCCUCUAUAGCUUUAUUAGAAUUCCCACAGAAUUGCACAGGAUGCAUGUGGUGGUGCUUAUGCAAGUGUGAUUUCUGUGCUAACUUCAGCCAUGAGGUUGAUCAGCUAAGUGUUGAACCAAAAUGUACCCUCCCUGUAAAGUUCUUCGAAUCUGGCCCUGCACCCUGAUCUGUUGGCCAACCUGAGACUGGGAAAGAGGCUGCAAUGCAAGACGCUGAGUCCCUUCGUAAGGCCCAUGCGGAAUGCUUCCUGACUGGUCUUUUGCUUACACAUUAGUCUGUAACUUGCAGUUGAUGUUACUGGUUCCCUCCUUGUUCUGGAAGAAUUUGGGUAGACUUAAUGAAUUCUAAAUGACUUAAAGUGUUAUUUUUAUUAUUUAUAUAACAUGGGAUGUAAUAAUUUAAUUUAAAUGGAUAGGGCCAAUAAAUGAAAUGUUAAGUUUUCUGGUUAAAUAAACCAAAAUCCAAGGUGGGUUUUUUUUCAUCUUUUCUUCUUCACUUAUAUUAAUGUUUCUCCAAGUGUAGUAAGGACAUCAGCACCUGGAGUGCUUGUUAAAAUACAGUUUACAAGGCAUGCUUCCUUUCUACUGAAUCAAAAUUCAGUAGAGCAUGGGGACCUGUGAGAGACUCCCCAGAUCCUAAUGCACACAAAGGAUUAAGAACCUGAAACCUCUGACCAAGCCUGUAGGAGAAUCUCUGUGGUCCGACAUGCACGUCAGCUAGCAGACGGCUGUGUUAUCGUAAGAGAGGAGAAUCUGAGGGAGCCUGCCUGUCCAGCACCACCCUUUGCCAGACCAUCAUUCACUUCUGACCUUCUGUAGGCAGCCUACAAACUGGGGGCUUGAACUGGGCUUUACACCAGGGCCUGCCAUACAGGAGCAUUUUCUCUUCUCCAGCAUAUUAAGUACAAGCUCAUAAGCUUACUCUGCCACUAAAAGGAGAAGGAGGGGAAAGGUAUUGCAUUUAUUAUAUCCUUGAUAGAAUUGGAGCCUGAGUCACCACAAUUUCUUUUGAGAGAAUCCUAUACAGGGAUUAGCUGUCUACUAG
Molecule: messenger RNA, 2885 nt
Organism: Phyllostomus discolor (pale spear-nosed bat)
Lineage: Eukaryota; Metazoa; Chordata; Mammalia; Chiroptera; Phyllostomidae
Gene: HORMAD2
Product: HORMA domain containing 2
Exons: 11
Coding region: 519-1439 (306 amino acids)
Source: RefSeq, a predicted model, not a curated record